AUGACCAUAGACAAUGAAGUCUCCAUUCCCGACGCAGUCGACCAAGAUGCGAUCGUGAACGGACUACUGAGCAAAUGCGAGCGUCUCAUAUCUGAGGUGGACAGUUUUCAGUCGCUGGUGAAGCAGACGAUGCGGAACCCGCAGCUCGUCGAAGUUAGACAGAUGCGCUCGAAUCUGGUUUCUGAGAUCAGAGCGCUUGAGAAGUUGCAGGGUCAGAUCGAGUCGUCGACGCCUGCUUUGCUCCAUGAUCCUUCUGAGGAGGGGGAUGAUGAUGAUGAUGAUGAUGAGUCCCAGCUGCGCCUUGCGCACGGAUUGCGCUCGUCGAACCUCCCCUUUUACGAAACUGUGUGGACGGUCGCCAAAACGUCUUGUACCGGUUUAGUUGCCUUUUGGAAGAGAUUCUACUGGGAUGACGGGGAGAGCGCCCUGAAGCAGGACGGUGAUGAGAGGUCGCAGGGGAAGCGACAGGGCAAGAACAAGCGAAAGAGUGUGCUGGUGGACAUCGUUGCGGAUGGGGGCGAAGAGUGGGUGAAGGUGUCUACGGUGCCGGAGAGCCGGCUGCUGUUUGAAAUAGCGGAGAAAGGGUGGGAAGUUGAUACGGAUGCAUCGUCGGAUGGUGAGCAGGGAGAAGGCAGUGCUAGCCAGAGGGUUAUCCUACGGAAUUACGACAGCAAUGAUGAGGGCCAGGAUCACGAGAGCGAUGACGAUGACGAGAUCGAGUUGAUCAAAUUGGCUGCUGGUAUGAGGAAAGCAGCGAACGCCACGCGAGUCAGAUACCGGCAUCCUCGCAUACGCUUUGUGCUUCCAAAAAUCGAGGAAGGUAAAGUGGCUGAGAUUGAUCAUAUGCUGGAGGUGAUCAGGAGAUAUGACAUUACAGUUGUGUGUGGAAAUAACAUGCCGAGUGCAAUGCGCGCACCGCUGGAAGAGACAGCAUUACCAGGCCCGGAUAAUGACUCUCAUCAAGAACAGGACCUUUCCGAUCUCCUCCCAACCCCUUACAAGUCUUUCACUCCCACCUUGAAUGUGGACUGUACCUUGUUACUUGCCAUGGUUUCGGAUCUAUCGCACUUCAAACAUAUUCCCCCUCUGCCGAACCACCAUUUAGCCAUAAAAAGGCAGAUUGAUGCGGAAAAACAGAAGCCAUUACUACCUCUCGAGCUCUGGCCAGCUGUAAGAGGCCACGAGCUUGUUUGCACAGAAGAAGCUGCAAAGCGAUUCCGGGAGAUCGUGCAAACCAUUGGAACUGAAACAGAGAAGGAGCGCACUGAAAUCAUGAUGGGUGCCUUCCGCUUCCAAAAUGCAGACCCGGAAACACUCUUCCAAAAGUAUCAGGAACUUUCGGAUCACUCAGUUCCACAAGACUGGAAGCUCCCCAUCAGGGUGGUUGAAGCGAAGACAGUCAUCAGCAGUGCUUUAACGCAUGGGAAAUUGCCCCCAGUAGCCCACUUAUUGGCCGAGACGAUUUCUCAUAUUAACCAAAGUGUGUUCUUCUAUGGCUGGGUUACAGGGAUAACGACCAUAUCGAGCAACCGUACUGUUGUAAAACAGAUUGAGACUGUAGUAGAAGGACACAGGGGCAGCGAUGACGCCCUAGAGGGACCGCAUGUUUGGAUCUGUGACACAGCGAGGAGUUUGGUUGGCAAGGAGAAAGACCGGAAAAAAUGA
This is a messenger RNA of Penicilliopsis zonata CBS 506.65, 1665 nucleotides long. RefSeq lists its product as hypothetical. The transcript is spliced from 2 exons. The record is from RefSeq and is a predicted model, not a curated record. Bases 1 to 1665 code for a protein of 554 amino acids. Lineage: Eukaryota; Fungi; Ascomycota; Eurotiomycetes; Eurotiales; Aspergillaceae.